UCAAUACCAAGGUUUACAAUUAGGGAAAGCCUGGCUAUUUUUAGUACACUGGAUUGAUUACAAAUUUUUUUCAGGUGGUAUAGUACUAGUGUAUAAUAAACAGUCAGAAAAAAUUAGGUGUUCAUUUCAAGGAUUAGUUAUUAAAAACAGGGUUUAUUCGAAGUAGAUCGUUGAGUUUAAUAUAAAUAUUUUUAUUGAUUAACCUAGUUUAUACUUUGGAUGUAAAGAAGCCUUCGUAUUCGGUAUCAUCAUCAGGUUAUGAUUGUCCUCUCUUUUGCUUUGUAUUAACUGAUGUCACAUGUCUUAAAGAAGUAGAAAUAUCAAACCCAGCCUUGGAUGUUUAUUGAUAACUUUGAUUACAUAAAGAUGAUAAAUAGCCAAAGGUUACAAAUGCAAAAUUCGUAGAUCUCCGUACUUUGAUCUAAAAAUAGCACAUAUCACAUAGUUUUUUAUCACUGUUCUGCACGCGGUAUUGCAUUGCUCUUCGAUGCCUGCUACUCAAUUUUCACCCCGGAUUCAUGCAAUUUGGGAAAACAACCCUGGAGAAGUUCAGAAAUAUGGAAUUCCGUCACAAUACAGAGAACGUUUACCCAUGUCAGAUUAAUAAGUUUACACAAAGAGCUUUCAAAACAGAUUCACAACUUAAUUUUGGCUUCAGCUGCAUAAAAAAGACAAAACUUGACAUAAAUGGAAAGUAGUGUUACUGUUGAAAACGUUUGUUUCUUGAGUUCAUCAUGGGGAAUAGAUUAUCUAAACCAACAAAUCAUCUAGAACUAUACCUGAAUGAUGUUUUUAAGAGGGAAUGUUUAUUUGAAACACAUGUAGCUGAUAAUGAAGUGGAGUUCAUUCAGACAGGUAUAGAAACACUGGUACAAAGAAUAGCAGACCAGGUUUUAGCAGAUCAUGAUGUGAAGGAAAAAAUAAAAAUGGUUGCUGAAGAGCUUGGCAUAGUAAUAGAAACACCAGGACCAACAAAUGUACUUAAAGUCGGUAGUUUUUAUGAAGGAACAAAGAAUAAAUUUCCAGAUGAGUUUGAUUUCACACUUGUACUUGGCUGCUUAACAGGUGAUAUGGCUCAACAUGCGUCAGAUGUUUACAUGAUCUGCUUUUUGGCCGACAUUUAUAUACCUAUAGAAGAAGUCUGUAAAUACAGUAAAUACAAUGGGCAAACAUUAGUCUAUACUGGCUCCAAGUGUGAAGCAAUUAGUGAAGAACAAAAACUGUUCUUUGACUGGACAGUGGAAAGAAAUGCUCCUGCCAUAAAUCUAAAAUUUAUUUACCAGAGAGGACUGGAAGAAAUGCAGCCUAUUCUCGUAGACCUUGUUCCAGCAGUCAGAUGUUUUGAUCCACAUCUGAUUGAAAACAUACAUACCAUCUGUUUUUUUGAACCGUUCUGUGAAGAAGUCAGGAAGACUGGAAACAUUCUGUUUGUUUCCAACAAAUUUUCUUUUACCGAGACAGAGGUUUAUUUUAUGAAACAUGUUUUAUCAAAGAAUCAUAAGAAAGUGUACAGAGUUCUGAAAUAUAUCAUAAAUGGGCAUGGUGAUGAUGAAAAACUCAGAAUACAUCUUCCAACAAAAGCAGUAGUACGAGACGAUGGAAUUGACGUAUAUUCCACCGAAGUGUAUUCCUCCUACAUGAUAAAGAUAAUGAUAAUUCACCAUCAUUAUCUUUGUUCAAACGAUAACAAGACAGAAAUAGGACCUUGUAUUUUACAAGUGCUGAACGACUUAUGUAAAUACAAGAACAUUAAAACAUUCCCUUUUCUGACUACCUCAACAAAAAUAUUUCCACACAAGUUCCGUUUGCUGCCUUAUCUUGAACAUUUGGCAGAGUAUUUACAGUCAAUGAGGGCCCAGAAUGGUGUUUAUGAUUAUGAGAAAGAACGAUUAAACAAUUCUGUGUCGAAACAAUGUGCUGACGAUUUUAACUUUGAAUUUGGUGAUUCUGAUGAUUAUAUGUAGAUACCUGCAGUCAUUUUUUGUCAGACAGAGGUCAGUUCUAUGCCAUUUAAAACUUUCCCUCAUG
This is a messenger RNA of Mercenaria mercenaria, 2028 nucleotides long. RefSeq lists its product as uncharacterized. The transcript is spliced from 2 exons. The record is from RefSeq and is a predicted model, not a curated record. Lineage: Eukaryota; Metazoa; Mollusca; Bivalvia; Venerida; Veneridae. Bases 735 to 1964 code for a protein of 409 amino acids.